This is a messenger RNA of Panicum virgatum (switchgrass), 778 nucleotides long. Its product is annotated as proteasome subunit alpha type-6-like. The record is from RefSeq and is a predicted model, not a curated record. Bases 235 to 762 code for a protein of 175 amino acids. Lineage: Eukaryota; Viridiplantae; Streptophyta; Magnoliopsida; Poales; Poaceae. Gene Ontology annotation, cellular component: cytosol; proteasome core complex, alpha-subunit complex; nucleus. The transcript has 5 exons.
CAAUUUAUUACUUCUGUUUCUAAUCACCAUUGAUCCAUUGCAUCAGAGCAUUGGUUUGGUACCUAGUUGAACAUCAGACCACUGCCAAUAAUUUUAACAUCUGAAAUGGUUUAGAAUUUACUGUUGAAAUUUGAACUAACUGAAUCACCAUAGACCGGUACUGCACAGAGCACCAAAGAUGGUAACAUCAAAACAUGACACUUUAGUAAUGUUUAUUUGUAUGCUUGUUUUAGAAUGCUGAUAAUCAUAGCUAUGUCUUCAAUCUUCAUUACAGGUGAGGGAAGAGCAUUGGCUCAUGAGGCAACGAAUCAAGCUGGAAAAUUCUGUUCCAAAUUGGGAUAUGAAAUGUCUGCUGAUGUUUUGGCACAAUGGAUUGCAGAUAGAACCAAGAUCUGGACUCAGUAUGGUGCCAAGAGACCUUCUGGAGUUGUUGCUAUGAUUUUGGGCAUUGAUGAAGAGAAAGAAACUCCACAGCUUUCUACAUGUGAUCCUGCUGGGUAUUUCUUGAGUCACAAGGCAGCAAGUGCUGGUCAAAGGGAUAGGGAGGCUGUCAACUUUCUUGAGAAGAAAACGAAGAACAAUCCUUCACUAUCAUUUCAGGAAACCGUUCAGAUGGCAAUAUCAGCAUUGCAGUUCGCACUGAAGGUGGACCUCAAAGCCAAUGUCCAGGCGCUUGAUGUCCCCGGCAUGUACCGCCACCAGGUGUGCACCUCCUUCAUCUCAAUUGAGCCGCCUUUCGGUUUUCGUUGCCCCCACGCAUAGCGUGGCCUCGUGCACG